Molecule: messenger RNA, 219 nt
Organism: Dentiscutata erythropus
Lineage: Eukaryota; Fungi; Glomeromycota; Glomeromycetes; Diversisporales; Gigasporaceae
Source: the annotation of a GenBank genome assembly
AUGUCAAUAGACUCUUCUGUUUCAAUUAUAUCAUCAAGUCAAGAUUUGACAAUUGCAAUGUCAAAUAAUAGUCAAUUAUUAUUAGAUUCGCAUAAAUCUAAUCAAUUAUUAUUAGAAAAAAUGAUUGAAGGUGGAGCACCUCUUUCUUUAGUUGAUGCACAAAAAUUUAAAGAAUUUCAACAGAUGGCUGGACAAAUAUCUGCCAAGAUUAUCUUAUAA